AUGUCGUCGGCGACUUUCCAGAUUCUUUCCGAUUUGCACCUCGAGACGCAAGCCUCAUACGACUUCAAUUUCAGACAAACAGCGCCAAAUCUAGCAUUGCUCGGUGACAUUGGCAAAGUAGGAGACGACGGCCUCUUUGUCUUUCUCGAACGGCAACUCCGGCGGUACUGGAAUGUCUACUUUGUUGCGGGGAACCAUGAACCCCUCUCAGGCAGCUGGCCCGCCGCGAAGCAAAGGCUGCGCAGCUUCGCCGACAGGAUGGAGCAACUGAGGAUUCGGUCCACCAUCGGCCGCUUUGUUUUCCUCGACCAAAGGCGACACGAUCUCAACGACACCCUCACCGUGCUGGGCUGCACGUUGUUUUCGCGGAUCACCAAGGAGCAAUAUAGCGCGGUCGCCGCCCGUCUCGUCGACUUCCAGCAAAUCCAAAAUUGGACCGUUGAAGACCAUCUCGAGGCUCACGCCGCGGACUUGAAGUGGCUGAACGACCAGGUCUCCAUGAUAUCUAAAUCCGAGCCCCAGCGGGAAAUUGUCAUCUUCACGCACCACAGCCCGACCCUUGAUACGCGAGCCGUCGACGAGCGGCAUCGAAAUAGCGCUGUGUCGUCGGGCUUCGCCACCGACCUGCGCCUGGAGGAGUGCUGGACGAACACGGCGGUCGUCAUGUGGGCGUUUGGGCACACCCACUUCUCCUGCGAUUUCAUUGACGAGCGAGGGAAAAGGGUCGUAUCCAACCAGAGGGGCUAUGCUGCGGCUCCUGAGAAAGCAUUUGACGUCAAGAAGGUGUUCCUCAUCAGGAAACAAGCCAAAUCUGGCGAAGAGCCAACCAGUUCCUCUGGGAGGCCGUGA
This is a messenger RNA of Canariomyces notabilis, 849 nucleotides long. RefSeq lists its product as uncharacterized. The transcript has a single exon. Bases 1 to 849 code for a protein of 282 amino acids. Gene Ontology annotation, molecular function: hydrolase activity. The record is from RefSeq and is a predicted model, not a curated record. Lineage: Eukaryota; Fungi; Ascomycota; Sordariomycetes; Sordariales; Chaetomiaceae.